Molecule: messenger RNA, 1219 nt
Organism: Myripristis murdjan (pinecone soldierfish)
Lineage: Eukaryota; Metazoa; Chordata; Actinopteri; Holocentriformes; Holocentridae
Product: C-type mannose receptor 2-like
Exons: 6
Coding region: 74-901 (275 amino acids)
Source: RefSeq, a predicted model, not a curated record
GCCGAGUGACAGACUGCGUUUCUGUAUUUUACACAAGAAAGCAAAGUGCACAAGAGCUGCAGGGUCGCACAUCAUGGGAGGGAAGGCAUUCAUCAUCGUGAUCAUGUCAGGGCUGUGUACCCUCCCCUCAUGUUUUCCUCGUCAGUACCACCUUGUUGAAGAGAAUAAGACCUGGAGUGAAGCCCGGAGCCACUGCAGGCAGUAUCACAAAGAUCUGGCCACCGUAGCCAGUAAGGAGGAAGUGGACGCACUGAAUGAUGUUUUGGCCAAACAUAAUCAGCAUGAGGUGUGGAUAGGGCUGCACGGCGGGUGGAGGUGGUCUCUGGAAAAUAAGACUUACUAUGGUGAAGGAGAAGCUGAGUUCAGGAUGUGGAAGGAAGGCCAACCCGAUAACUACAAGAAUGAAUACUGUGCCGUGUUGAAGGAUGAAAAAUGGUGGGAUCAUCGUUGCAAUUAUAAACGUUAUUUCAUCUGCUACAAUGGUGAUGUAAAAGCCCGAGGCCAGCCCAGAUUCAUCCUGGUGAGAGAACACAAGACCUGGACGGAGGCUCAGAGCCACUGCAGGCAGCACUACACAGACCUGGCCAGCGUGAGGAACCAAUCUGAGAACGAGGAGAUUUUCUCUUUGGUCAGCGACCAUGAGGAGGCCGUGUGGAUCGGCCUGUUCAGAGACUUGAAGUGGUCAGACGGGAGCGCCAUGUCAUUCACUAACUGGAACACAGAGAGGCCAGAUGGAAUAAACACACAGAACUGUGUGGCUACAACGAAUGGCAAAUGGAAGACGUCGCCUUGCAGUGACAGAAAAUACUUUGUCUGCUACGGUGCUGCUGAUGAGGAACCGCAGUGGAUCUUGAAGCCGCUCUGUUGCAACUGCUGCAACGAGCGACUGAGCGAGGCCUGAGUGACGGCGUCCAGAGGAGACGGGGGACGCAGCCUGAUGGACGAGGAAGAAAGUUGUCGCCUCAAAUAAUGACUUCGGCGAUUAUUCACUUGAUGAAAUGUUUCUCAUGACUUCAGAGAGAAAAAUCACAAUAUUUAUCAACACUCUAACAUAUUUCCACAUCAGAAUUAUGUUUUUCAUGGGGAUCUGCUUGGUUUUAGUUUCAGUGGAGUUUGAUUUUUGUUUCUUUUGGUUUGGUUCGGGUCUGGAAGGUGGAGGAGUUGCUUUUUUCUUCAUUCAUGUUUUAGCAGUUUGACAAACUUUUGAUGUGUUUUGUUU